AUGACUCCCAUAGCCAAAUCCUUUUAUGACCUCAGUGCCACUGACCUCCAUGGAGAAAAAGUGAACUUCAACAAUUUCAGGGGGAGAGUGGUCUUGAUAGAGAACGUUGCCUCCCUCUGAGGCACAACAGUGAGGGACUACACCCACAUGAACCAGCUGCAGAGCAAAUAUCCUCGGCGGCUGGUUGUGCUGGGUUUCCCUUGCAACCAGUUUGGCUACCAGGAGAACUGCACUAAUGAAGAGAUCCUCAACAGCUUGAAAUAUGUGCGGCCUGGGUCUGCAUUUGAACCCAAUUUCAUACUUUGCCAGAAAUGUGAGGUGAAUGGAAAGAACACCCACUCUGUCUUUGCCUACCUGAAGGACAAACUUCCAUACCCAGAUGACAACCCCUCCUGCUUGAUGAUGGAACCCAAGUUUAUCAUAUGGAGCCCAGUAAAUCGCAAUGACAUCUCCUGGAACUUCGAGAAGUUCCUUGUGGGGCCUGAAGGGGAGCCUUUCAAGCGCUACAGCCCCAGAUUCCUCGCCACCAACAUCGAACCUGACAUCCAACGACUCCUGAAGCUUGCCAAAUAAGAGUC
Molecule: messenger RNA, 578 nt
Organism: Euleptes europaea (tarantolino)
Lineage: Eukaryota; Metazoa; Chordata; Lepidosauria; Squamata; Sphaerodactylidae
Gene: GPX2
Product: glutathione peroxidase 2
Exons: 2
Biological process (GO): response to oxidative stress
Molecular function (GO): glutathione peroxidase activity
Source: RefSeq, a predicted model, not a curated record